Knipowitschia caucasica is the source of this 1419-nucleotide messenger RNA. NCBI's taxonomy places the organism in Eukaryota, Metazoa, Chordata, Actinopteri, Gobiiformes, Gobiidae. The record is from the annotation of a GenBank genome assembly.
AUGCGUAAUGACGUCACCGGCACAUCCCGGAAGUUGUCGCGGUCAUGGUGGACAGGGGACAGUGUUGGGACUUCAGGACAUGUCGGUGUUUGGACUUCGUGUGAGUCUGCUCUGAGGACAGCGAGCGCAUGUGGUCAGCGUAAGACCUUGUCAUCCAUGCCUGUUGUCCCAGGCCACACACAAGCGGAAGAUAAUGAUCCCAUGAACCCUCUGCGCAUCUCUGUAGGAGGCCUUCCUAUGCUGGCGUCCAUGGCCAAAACCACAGACUCUCGUUUCCGCCUAAAGUGGAGACCCAUAGUCGCUGUGCUGCUCAUUCUAGGUCUGGUUCUGCUGCUUUUCAUGCACCUGAACCCCGGCUUCCACCCCAGAACCUCUACCAGCUGGAACUCCGGUCCCAGGCGGUCCGAUCAGGAGGCCAUUUACAAUGACUCGUACCCCCUCACUCCACCAGAGCGCACUCCACAGGGCACCCGCUACCGCAUCGCCGUCAUUGCUGACCUGGACACAAGCUCACUCAGUGACAAGAAGCUGACCUGGAUCAGUUACAUGCGGAGAGGACAUCUGCUGGUUUCAGAGAGUGGGGACAAAGUGAGUGUGGAGUGGGAUGAAGAUCGUGUGGUGCUGGAGAGCCACCUCGCCGAGAAGGGAAGAGGGAUGGAGCUGUCUGAGCUAGUGGCAUUCAACGGGAAGUUAUACACUGUUGAUGAUCGCACUGGAGUGGUCUAUCUGAUUGAAGGAGACAAAGUUGUUCCCUGGGUCAUUCUGCCCGAUGGGGAUGGCAGUGUUCCCAAAGGUUUUAAAGCGGAGUGGCUUGCAGUGAAAGACGAGCAUCUCUAUGUUGGUGGUCUGGGGAAGGAGUGGACAACAACAGAGGGUGAAUUUGUCAACAAUAACCCUGAGUGGGUGAAAGUGGUGGGCUUCAGGGGAGAUGUCCUGCAUGAGAACUGGGUGCCCCGGUACAAGGCUCUGAAAGCAGCUGCAGGAAUAGAACCUCCAGGUUACUUCAUUCACGAGUCGGCGGCGUGGAGCGACACGCUGCAGCGCUGGUUCUUUCUUCCUCGUCGUGCCAGUACACAGCGCUACGAGGAGACUGCAGACGAGCGGAGAGGCACAAACAUGGUGCUCAGCUGUUCGGCAGACUUUAAAAACGUCCAUGUGAGCCGCGUGGGAGAGCUCAACCCCACCCACGGCUUCUCCUCCUUCAAGUUUGUCCCCAACACAGACGACCAGAUCAUCCUGGCUCUGAAAUCGGAGGAAGACGGCGGGAAAAUAGCUACUUACAUAAUGGCCUUUACUAUUGAUGGACGCUUCCUUCUUCCAGAGACCAAGAUCGGGGAUGUGAAAUACGAAGGGGGACUUCAGAUCCAGACUGGAGUUCAUUCUUCUCUUGGGAAGGAAAAAUGCUCUCCUUCAAAAUGA